Messenger RNA from Glossina fuscipes, 1226 nucleotides. Its product is annotated as phospholipid scramblase 1. Bases 59 to 883 code for a protein of 274 amino acids. Gene Ontology annotation, cellular component: plasma membrane. Gene Ontology annotation, molecular function: phospholipid scramblase activity. NCBI's taxonomy places the organism in Eukaryota, Metazoa, Arthropoda, Insecta, Diptera, Glossinidae. The transcript has 7 exons. The record is from RefSeq and is a predicted model, not a curated record. Gene Ontology annotation, biological process: plasma membrane phospholipid scrambling.
UUUAAUAGAAAUCAAUAAUUAGUAGUGGAAAGUAGAAAAAACCGAAAACGAAGUGAAUAUGUUACAAAACGAUGCUAUUCGAAAUUUAUAUCAAGACACAGGUGCAGAUACGUCUCAACAGACUCCCAAGGAAUCAAAUGUCCUUGACGUGCCCGUUAAUGUAACUUUUCAACCCGGAGCUCAACGCUUACCUUUACCUGUUACUAGAGUGGAAUCAAACAUCGGAAUAACCACUUAUGUCCCAAUGACGGGUUAUGAUUUCUUAAAGGAUUUACCUUCAGUACAUAUCGAACAAACAUUUGAAUUCAAUGAUUCUCUCACCGCCAUUUGCCCAGAAAACCGCUUUAUUGUACGUUCACCUCUUGGUGAGGCCUUGUAUGCCGUUACUGAAAGCUCUUCGCAAACAAACUUUUUAAUGUGUGGUUGCUGGCGUCCUUUUCAGCUGCAUGUAAUCGAUAAGACAUAUCAAGAAGCGUUACUCUUGCGUAAAUCAUUCGCUUUAAGUUCAUUGUGCUGCCUAUCUAAGCAAUUUGAAGUUUGGGUACCGCCUGGUCAUUUAUUAGGACGUGUUGUACAAUCGCCAAUUAGUUUAAAGCCACGAUACUUUAUUGAAGACGGUAGCACCGGGGCGUUAAUGUUUUAUAUAGAAGGUCCCCGUUUCAUGGCUUGUCGAAGUGGUUGUUAUUCCACGAAAGAGACUUAUUUUAGGGUACAUUCUGGAGAUGUGCUGAGAGCUUCAAUUGAUCAUAAAUGGUCCACGCUUAAAUCGCAGUAUACCCUCAACAUUUACUUUAGUGAUUCAAAAUUAACGGCUAAAGAAAAAGCUUUAAUUUUAGGUUCAGCUUUCUUACUGGAAUAUCAAUAUUUUCAUAAUAGAUUUUAACAGCAAACGUCAACAUAAUUUUAAGGGAAAAAUGCCGUUUUACAAAUUUAUAGUGUUGAUAGAAAACUCACCGAAUCCGAGAGAAGGGAUAAAUUCCUACUUCCUAAAUAAAUAAAAUCCUCGAACAUAAAUACGCAAGUGCACGCAUUUUUUGUAGCCCUAAUUAUUUUAUAUUCCAGCAUAAAGUUUUUGUGGGUGUACCUAUACUUAUAUAUAUCCAUUAAGUUAUCAGAACAAUGUGUAGCUUCUUGCUUUUAAUUAUUGCAAGAACACUUCUAGACAGAUAUAUCAAUUGUAAUUCGAUCUUUCUUUAGCAUUUACUGUAUUGACGCCAAACAAAAAA